This is a messenger RNA of Aspergillus fijiensis CBS 313.89, 529 nucleotides long. RefSeq lists its product as uncharacterized. The transcript has 4 exons. The record is from RefSeq and is a predicted model, not a curated record. NCBI's taxonomy places the organism in Eukaryota, Fungi, Ascomycota, Eurotiomycetes, Eurotiales, Aspergillaceae. The coding region runs from base 158 to 487 and encodes 109 amino acids.
AUGAAGAGGGGAUCGUGUGACUGACGUCUACCCAUCUCCUACUCUGUAGUGUACACCCCGCUAUUCACCACAUGCAAUGAAGAAGAGCGAUGAAGUCACCGACUGCUGAAGAACCCUAACUUACGAUACUCCUUACUGUAGCUCCGGAUCUCGGAUCAUGAUCGCCCACCCCCUCUUACACAGCAGCGCAGCAAGUCCCAACUUUUUAUUUGUGUACGACCACCAAUCCCCCCAAAGUAUUGACCUUUCAGGUGGGAUCUUCAGGAUGAUCGCGGUUCAUGAGGUAGGACAACAAUCUUGGGAGAGAGGGCUGCUGCCUGUCCUUAUCAGUGACGAUCACGAAAUCGUCGACGUAUUGCAUGGCGUUCGCUGGGAGGCAAAUCUGCUCCUGUUGAUGUGGAGUGUCAUUAUUGGGAUGUUUGUUUUGCCUUCGCUUCGCGUGGUGAUAAGCCUGCCGGUAGAAAUCUUGGAACCCGCUACUCAGUAGUCCCGAUGGUCGGUAAUGUGUGGUAUUAGAUUAGAGAGUUAA